Galdieria sulphuraria is the source of this 1961-nucleotide messenger RNA. Its product is annotated as pre-mRNA-splicing factor ATP-dependent RNA helicase. Gene Ontology annotation, cellular component: intracellular anatomical structure. The record is from RefSeq and is a predicted model, not a curated record. Gene Ontology annotation, molecular function: ATP binding; RNA binding. Lineage: Eukaryota; Rhodophyta; Bangiophyceae; Galdieriales; Galdieriaceae. The transcript is spliced from 5 exons. Bases 16 to 1935 code for a protein of 639 amino acids.
UUGUUCCUCUUUUGGAUGAUUGAAAAGAGAAACAAAGAGAAAAGCUAUCAGCGAAAACAAAUUUGGAACCAGAUUAAGAAACUUCCUGCUUAUCAUGCACGGAAGAGUUUUCUCCAAGCUUUACUUUCGAGUGACGUAGUAUUGGUUGUGGGCGAAACUGGUUGUGGCAAAACUACCCAAUUUCCGCAGCAAGCUUUAAACGUUGGUUAUCACUCCAUUGUUAUUACUCAACCUCGUAGAGUGGCUGCCAUUUCUGUUGCAGAGAGAGUUUGUAGGGAGCGUGGAGUAACUCUGGGUUCUCAGAUAGGUUAUGUUGUGCGCUUUGAUGAUAUGACUUCUUCAGAAACCAAGUUACGCUAUGUUACUGAUGGAGUUUUGUUACGAGAAGCUAUAAUAGAUCCUGAACUAUCAAAGUACGACUUGAUAUUUGUUGACGAAGCUCAUGAGAGAUCUUUACAGACAGAUAUUGUUUUAGGAGUCGUAAAGAAAGCUCUAACCAACCGUCGAGGAUCCUUAAAAGUGGUGAUAAUGUCGGCCUUUUUUGAAACUGAUAAGUUGCGAGGUUUCUUUUCAACAUUUGAUAUAUCCUUAUUGCAGAUUGAAGGAAGAUUGUAUCCAGUAGAUAUUUUCUAUACGAAAAGCCCGUUGGAAGACUAUUUGGAAGCAGCAGUCGUUGCCUGUCUUCAAAUACAUUUGGAGGAAUCAUUUCCGGGUGAUAUUUUGAUAUUUCUUACAGGUCAAGAAGAAAUUGAAAUUGCUACUCGUAUGAUAAAGGAGAGACUCGAAAGCUAUCAAUCAUUAUUGGAUAAGAGAUAUAGAGGAGAAGAAUUGACUCAAUUCACGGAGAACAAUGAUACAUUAUAUUCUCUUCGAGUAUAUCCUUUGUUUGCUGCACUCUCACCAGAUGACCAAAGAGCUGCAUUGAAGCCUUCUCGGAAUCGGUAUCGCAAGGCAAUCUUAGCUACCAACAUUGCAGAGACUUCAAUAACCAUACCAGGUAUUAAAUUUGUUAUAGAUUGCGGUUUUUCAAAACAGAGAUUGGUUUCCAAUAUGAAAAAUUUGGGUGCAUUACGAGUUUCUCCGAUAUCGCAGGCACAAGCACUUCAAAGAGCAGGCCGAGCUGGAAGAGAAUGUCCCGGCAAAUGUUUUCGUUUGUACACAAAAAGUGAUUUUGAUAAACUUCCUUUUCAUCCCAUUCCUGAGGUUUUAGUGAGUGACUUGGUGUCAGUUACUUUACAACUGAUGGCGAUGGGAGUGGAUAAUCCACUUGAAUUCGAGUUAUUGGAUAAGCCUAGAAUGGAUUCGUUUCAACAUGCUUUGGAAGUAUUGCUCUCAAUCGGAGCACUUGAAUCUUCUAUGAAGUUGAAUAUGAUUGGAAAGCAAAUGGCGUUCUUUCCAUUGUCACCAAUGCUUUCCAAAAGUUUGCUGGAGUCGAUUACAUUAAGUUGCUCAUCCUCCAUGUUGGCUUUGUGUUCCAUUCUCAGUACUGAAUCAGUUCUUCAAGUUUCCUUUAAGAGUCGUAACACAGCAAUUCAAGCUUGGAACAAAUUUAUCUCUUUUCUUGGGGAUCAUUUUACUCUUUUACAAGUCUUUCAGUCGUAUCUCUCUAUUCCUGAAUGUGAACGUACGAAUUGGUGCAAAGAGCAUCAUCUCAACUAUCGUUCUUUAGCUACUGCACAUAAUAUUUAUCGACAGCUAUCUCAAUUGUUCCAAUAUUUUCAACAAAGAUAUCCAUCUUCAUCUUCCAUAUCACGUUAUGAAGAGGAAAGUGAGCAAGAUAGAUUGGGUCGAUGUUUGGUUAGCGGAUUUUUUCGACAAACUGUUAGAAUUGGAAAAGAUCGUCAGUUGUAUACUAUGUUUGAACCAUUGAAAGUGGACAUACAUCCAUCUUCAAUUUUGCAUGGGCGUUUGUCUUCUAACGAGGAGGAACAAUAAUGAAAGUGAAAGAAGAAUGGCUUCUA